AUGAGGUCGACAGUUCUGGCGCUGCUCCUCUCGUGGGCGUGCUGCUGCACCGCCCUCCCGGUUCCCCAGCCGCCCUGUGCCCAUGCCACACCCACAAAUGACGUCAUCCCCGGUCUACACCACCCCAUCCACAGCCCCGAUGAUGUCAUCGACGCUCGAUCUCCCUUCCAACGCCUAAACGACGCCGCCAACGUGACGCACGGACACGCGUACGUGGCAGAUGACGUCAUCGGUGGGUGCAACCACCAUCAUCCCGACCCUUGGGUCAGCAAUUCGUCAUCCGAUUACGCCAUGCUCGGCCCGAGGGUCGGCGGGUCCAACGGCACGGACCAGGGGGUCUUCGAGGACUUCCAGGGCGGCGGCGUGCUCCAAGAAAUCACCGUCUGGGCGGCCACCAUAGAUUUCGGCAACAUGUACUGCCUGGUGAAGAUCGCAGUGAAGUUCACGAGCGGAGCUGUCUUCGCGGCGGGCACCGAGAUCAACAACCCCACCGUGGCCAGCUUCGAGUUUCAGGAGGGCGAGCGCAUCGCGGAGCUGAGCAUGUGGGACAACGGGGAACAGAACAAUUUGGGUCGGCUGGCGGCAAUCCAGUUCUUGACCGACAGGGGCAGAAAAUUCGAGCAGGGCGUGCCAUGCGCCCGGCGCGGCGAGGAGAGGCGCUUCACGGGGGCAGCCCUGGGAGGGGGUUUAGUCAUCGGCCUGCACCCCCACGCGGGACUUGCCAUCGAUUCCCUGUCCCUGCUGUAUCUCCGGCCGAUCAAGGCCGUAAAGGUGGUCGUCGGGUCGUACCCCGGCCUGGGCCAGGGAGCCCAGGACGGCAGUCCCAUCAAGCGCGCGUCGGCGUCCCUCCACAACACCUACGACAGGGCUCAGAUGCUUAACCUCACCGGCGUGACGACAGUGGAGACGUCCCACCGGUGGGUCAGCAGCAUGUUGACCGAGAGGUUCGGUGUGGAUCAGUUCUCAGUGGUGGCGCCUCUACCGCUCGUGGACGAGGGGCAGUCCGGCGUGUCAUGGAACACCGGCGAGGUGAGGUGCUUCCCGUCGAACGAGGCCGUUACGGAGCGGAUGGUGACAGUCCUUUUUUAUGCGUUGCUGGACCCCGGGGAGCGGUGGGAGGGGGUGGCCACGACCAUGAUGUACGGCGGCGGCCAGGCGAUGCCCUUCGCGGGGGAAGCUUCUCUAAUGACCGAAAACGAAGCCGUGUGGAAGUUCGGCGUCAGCGGAAACUACACGGGGCUCGCCUUCACGGGGCCCGACGUCACGGGAAGGAAGGUCCCCCCUCCAGGACGGGCCGUGGAUUAG
Messenger RNA from Ostreobium quekettii, 1305 nucleotides. NCBI's taxonomy places the organism in Eukaryota, Viridiplantae, Chlorophyta, Ulvophyceae, Bryopsidales, Ostreobiaceae. The record is from the annotation of a GenBank genome assembly.